Molecule: messenger RNA, 1396 nt
Organism: Polyodon spathula (Mississippi paddlefish)
Lineage: Eukaryota; Metazoa; Chordata; Actinopteri; Acipenseriformes; Polyodontidae
Product: N-acetyllactosaminide beta-1,3-N-acetylglucosaminyltransferase 4-like
Exons: 1
Cellular component (GO): membrane
Molecular function (GO): hexosyltransferase activity
Source: RefSeq, a predicted model, not a curated record
UCUACAGAUAUAUUCAGAAAAUUGAUCCAUGGUAAGCCAAGGCUGAAACAGUCAGUCUUUCUCCUCUCCCUCUUCUUGUCCUGUCUGCUGAUCCUGAACUGCUUACCCUACCCAGCUCUGCACAGGUCCUUCCUGCAGCACCAGCACCAGCGCCACUACCCGGUCCUGAAGAGACCCCUCAGCUGCUCUGGUGACAAGCCUUUCUUCCUCCUGAUCGCCAUUAAAUCCUUGGCCGAGAACGCAGACCGACGGGCAGCUAUCCGCAGCACCUGGGGGCGCGAGGGCACAGUGGGGGGUGAGCAGGUGAAGAGGGUAUUCCUCCUUGCAGAGUCCGAGGCGCAGAUCAGAAACCAGGUGGCAGGCGGUAUCUUGGAAGAGGAGAGCUCAGAGCAUGGAGACAUCCUGCAGUGGGGCUUCAAGGAGUCUUUCUUCAAUGUCACGCUCAAGGAGUACCUGUUCUGGCGCUGGUUUGGAGAGGACUGUGCUGCUGUGGCGCACUAUAUCUGGAAGGGCGACGAUGAUGUCUUUGUCAACAUUGACAACAUCAUCAGAUACCUCAAGGGCAACUCCAACCCAAAGCUCUACAUGGGGAAGGCCUUUGUAAACUGGUACCCAGUGAGGAUCUGGUGGAACAAGUAUUACAUCCCCAUGUCUAUGUACUCUGGCAAGUCCUACCCGCCUUAUAUCGGGGGCGGAGGGUACCUUCUCUCGAGGGAGUCUAUCCAGCUCCUGAGCAAAGCCUCUGCCAGGGUUCACCUGUUCCCCAUUGACGACGUAUAUGUGGGGAUGUGCGCCCAAGCGGCCAAUAUCUCAGCCCAGGACCACCCAGGCUUCAUCACAUAUGAGGACCUACCCUUUGAACCCUGUGAGUACAAGAAGCUCAUGGUGGUCCACAGGGUGCUGCCCAAUGAGCUGUACCUCAUGUGGAGCCUUGUGAAGCACCUGGGGCAUAGCUGCCCUGGUUAGGAGAAUUUGCAAGGACUGUUUCGCCAUGGUGUGCUACAGCAGAUCUGAAGGGCUGGCCUUUGUCCUACAUCUGGCCUUUGUCCUACAGGGACCGUUAAAUUGCUGCCAUCCGCACCAAACUCCCGAGUGUAAAAAGCCAAAGGGGUUUUCUAUACACCCCCCCCCCCCCCCCACCGUGUGGAGUUUUAAUGUAAUGGGUUUUUACUUUGGAUUGUUUUAAAAUUAUUAUUGAAGAACUAUUGAUCAGGAUUGUCCUUUUAUUUAUUUUUCUUCUUGCAUUUGCAUGAAUAUUCACUGAAUAAUAUUACUGUUUGAAAAUGUUUUAGAAACCUGAAAGCACUGUGAAACAUUAAGUCAUUAAAUUUUCCAAAUUCUUUUAUAGCACUGUGUAGAUGAACUGUAGAAUUAUACAGAAGGUAUGUGUAAUUGC